AUGUUGAACGAAACUACCUCACCAUCAUCAUCCUCACCUUCAUCCCCACCAUACUAUGUCCUUUCCUCUGACACCGAACCCUCUGACCCCCAAUCCCCCACUCUAGCUCAGCUUCAAGCUCGUGCUCUAGCCUCUCAACAGCCAUCACAACCUGAACCUGAACCAGAAGUCACUUCUGCACCCCCUAAACAACAAAAUCCAACUACAUCUGAACAACCACAAACACCACCACCUGCACAACAACCUAAUCCACCUCCUGAACAACCUAUACCCUCACCAUCUGAACCUCAACCAAAUCCACAACCUGAACAAACAACAUCAUCUCCCUUUGUUAUUCCCCCACCACAAACCUUUGUUGCCAUCAUCACUCUUAUUCUAAAUACAAAUGACACCAACCAAACUCCACAUUCCUCCCCAGCCUCUAACUUUGAACCAGAAACUGAUGAGGAAAAGGCUAGGAAGGAAGCAGAAGAGAAAGCUCGCCUGGAAGAAGAGCAGAGGAUCAGAGAAGCUGAAGAAAAGGUUGUUGCUGAAGUUGUGAUUGCUGCUGAGGCUGAGGCAAAAGCAAAAGUCGACGUUGAAGAAGUAGCACGCAUUGCUGCAGAGGAAGCUGCCAAGGCCAGGGCUGAUGCUUUGACUCAGGAGGAGCAAUCUAACUUUGGUUUUGCCCCUCUGGUCUUAAAUUCUCUAGAGGAAUUGCAAAAGGAACAACAAGUGUGUAGUGCUACUAAGUGCAGUGCUACUAAAGUAUUUUACUUUUUGUUUGUAUGCAAGGUCAAGACAAUCAUGCAAGAUGGCAUUUAUGCUACAUUGGUGAAGUUUGAAUCUUAUUCAAAGGAACUUGCAGCAAAAAUGCUCAUUUUGGAAAAUGCUAGAAAUUAUUCAGAUCCAGAACCUUACAUCAACACUGAUCAUUUAUGGGAAGAGGAGUCAUCAUCUCAACUUGAAGAAACCUUGACUCAAUUUAUAAAUAAGACUCAACUAAAUUUCGAGAAAAUCAAUAGGCAUAAAGAAACCGUGUGUCGUAACAUGGAAACAUCCUUCGAGAAUUUAGAGAUCCAAUUAGCAUUAAAACUGAGCUCUAGUGGGGAAUUCGAUGGAAAAGUUUUAGAUAGUCCUAAAUAUAGGGAAAUUGAAAGAGAAUUCAAACAAGAAUGUGAUGUCGUCGAUGAAGAAGGACUUGAAAAAGAGAAAGAAGAAGAAAUUUACACACCAUCUGAUAAAGAAAUAGAAGCAGGAAUAGAAGUAGCGGAGUUGAAAAAAGAUAUGUGGGACAAGAGCUAG
Molecule: messenger RNA, 1284 nt
Organism: Lathyrus oleraceus (garden pea)
Lineage: Eukaryota; Viridiplantae; Streptophyta; Magnoliopsida; Fabales; Fabaceae
Exons: 5
Coding region: 1-1284 (427 amino acids)
Source: RefSeq, a predicted model, not a curated record